AUGCUCCUCAUCGAUGCAGAACCUCUCAAGUACAAGCAGGAUCCUGUAUUUGACAGCGAUCCUUCACUCGCAUCAUCAUCCGUUUCCACAUUGCACCAGCCUCCGCCAACAUUCGAGGAAAGUGCUGGAGACCAUGUUCUCCACUUCUCCCAGGAUGACACUUUUGCACCGCUAGGCGGUGAAGAACCACCUGCUUUUGCUCCUUAUGAUGCGCACUUCUUUACUUCGCAUUCUGGUAACAUCAUCUCCCAUGAUCCUCAUCUCAACGACGAUGGCGAAGCCCUAUACCGUUUCUUGCUUUCACAGGCCUCAGUGCCACCCACCGUCAUCUUACGAUGCAAAGGGUCUCAUGACGAAACUCAUACACGAAUGGUUCACUCGCAUCACAAUGGUCAUUCUAAGAUGAAGACUGAGCAGUAUACCGAGCGCAUAACAGACUUUGAUUUUUGCAUAGACGUAGGACAACACAUAUUCGGAGAGCCAACUCACUGGUCAUAUGCCGAUUCCACCCCUGCAUACCGGGGGCGUAUGUAUCAAGAAGUGGGCAUCUGCGAAGAGAAACGGAAAGCAAAGAAAUCGGAAAGAAAGGCAGCAAAAGUGUGGGACGCCGAGCGCGCUCGCAGGGGGUUCCCUCCGUGGAUCGGUAGUGAUUACGCAUGGAGAGAGGACCAGCCGCAUCUCAUGCAAACGAACGGUGUUCUCAAAUCAUCGUGGACAUUGCGUCAGUGGGCAGACGACUAUUGUGCUAGUCGCAAGUACUUGAAGGAAUUUAAUUACCACAAGAUUGCUUAUGGUUGGAAUUUCGAGGCCACCAGGGUUGCUGCUAUUUCUGUCGUCAAUUCUACACACUAUCGGGGUGACUUGUCCGUCCAGUUCGAAACAUCCCAAAACAUCGUAUCUAUCCGGUCGCAUAACCGCCUCUCCCGCGCUCUUUCGAACCGUUGGAUCAAGUUUCUACUCUUUCUUACGCUCAUAUACCCUUUUAUAUGGCUAUUCAAACGUUUUCACUCACGCGGUGGUGGACGCUGGGAUGUCUGUGGUGGUGCAUAUGCGCUGAAGCGCGUCGAGCCAACUGCAAAGCAAUCUGCUCCAGAUCUUGUACACUCGGAGAGUCCCUUCCGUGAUGCAUUCGAGACCGUGGACGCCACCGCCCAGGGUUCUUCCCUUGUUGACCCUCCGGGCAGACGUACAAAAGUCGUUGGAUUGCGAGAAGGAGAGUGGUUUAGGCAAUGGGAAGGAACCAUCAGAAGAGCAGUACUGAACAGACUGCAGGACAAACAACCCUUGACAACGCCUGAUGAUCGACCUGCUCCUGUACCAUUGCUGUUGGAUGGGUAUUGA
Molecule: messenger RNA, 1341 nt
Organism: Suillus paluster
Lineage: Eukaryota; Fungi; Basidiomycota; Agaricomycetes; Boletales; Suillaceae
Exons: 3
Coding region: 1-1341 (446 amino acids)
Source: RefSeq, a predicted model, not a curated record